Messenger RNA from Scedosporium apiospermum, 237 nucleotides. RefSeq lists its product as uncharacterized. The coding region runs from base 1 to 237 and encodes 78 amino acids. NCBI's taxonomy places the organism in Eukaryota, Fungi, Ascomycota, Sordariomycetes, Microascales, Microascaceae. The record is from RefSeq and is a predicted model, not a curated record. The transcript is spliced from 2 exons.
AUGACAUACCUUACCCAGGACAGUCUAGCACCCCCCGAGACCAUGACAGAUGAGAUGGGACCCAAAAGAGAAUACGAAAUCAAUCAUAGACAUACGAAGCGGCCCAGCCAAGCCCUCAGCUCUUCGCUCUGCUUGCCCAAUAAUGUGCUCAGCUUUGGCGGCCUCCUCGCCCCUCUCUCGGCGGACGGACCCAGGUCCGAAGUCCGAAGACCCGGCCGGAAAGCGUUGGCGAGUUGA